This is a messenger RNA of Pelmatolapia mariae (spotted tilapia), 997 nucleotides long. RefSeq names its product prolactin 2 (gene prl2). The transcript is spliced from 5 exons. Gene Ontology annotation, biological process: response to nutrient levels; positive regulation of receptor signaling pathway via JAK-STAT. Gene Ontology annotation, molecular function: hormone activity. The record is from RefSeq and is a predicted model, not a curated record. Gene Ontology annotation, cellular component: extracellular region. Bases 88 to 780 code for a protein of 230 amino acids. NCBI's taxonomy places the organism in Eukaryota, Metazoa, Chordata, Actinopteri, Cichliformes, Cichlidae.
AGAGGGACCCUCACAUGAAGCAUUCAGAUUUGGAAUAGGAGCACAUCUGCACUCUCUGCUCUAAGAUAGGAUCUCCUUCUCUGCAGGAUGCCUGGAAACAUCAGAUCAGUCUCUGUGGUCUUGGUAGCUUUGUUGUGCUUGGUGUUCUGCAGUCAGCCGACCAGUCUGGAUGCUGCCCCCCUCUGUACGAACGCCGAGGCUGGGUGUCACGUCCUCUCCCUGGCUAACCUGUUUGACCGGGUCAUUCAACACUCAGCCAGAAUGCACGGCAUUUCAAAUGACCUUCACUCUGAGUUUGAGCUUUACUUCCUGCCCAGUAAGAAUCAGAUUGGCCGGGUCAGUCGCAACUGUCACACGUCUAACAUCCUCACCCCAAAUGGAAAGGAGAACGCUCAGAGAAUGGCGAGGGAGGAGCUGACAGAGGUGAUUCUAAAGCUCCUGGUGGCAUGGAGGGACCCUCUGUGGCAUUUCCACCAGAGCAUGACGCACUUCCACGACUUCAUCGACUUCAGCUCCAAUAAAUCUCUUAAAAUGAGUGAUAUGGUGCAUGAGCUACGGAAAGGAGUGCAGAAAGUAGUUGAAAAGAUGCAGAUGUUGGGAAUAUUAAGUAACUCUGUCAGCAGCCUCAUGUCUCCUGAGGCUUUCUUGGCAUCAGGCAGUGCUGAGUGGCGCCUAAUGAAAGACUACGAGCUCCUCUACUGCUUUCGCCGAGACUCCAACAAGGUCCAGAACUACCUGAAGAUCCUGAAGUGUCGCAUUGUUCCAGAGGAUGGAUGUUAAAAGCUAGAAACUCUUGACAAAGCUGAAGUUUUUGUUUUCUACUUAUAGAGAAUCAGAAACAUCUCAUCAUGACUGCAGUGAUACAACGACCAGUCUGUCAGAAUGUUUUCCAUCCUCAGAAAAUGUUAGGUGACAACAGACAGGGUGCGAUGAAUGCACAGAAUCACUAAUUAUUAUAAGAGAAACCUGUAAAUCGUCUGUUUCAAUAUAUUAUAUA